GAAAUAUCGCGAUAUUCCUUACUCCUCCUCACUACGUAAUGUGCCGUGCUGCUUAUGGCGGCGCUGGUGACAGUGCUGAAAGCUGUUGGGUAUGAAGUGAAAAAGAACUGACUUUUGUACCAUCUGAAACUCCUGCUUCAAGUUCAGAUCAAUCGGAAGAAACAAAUCAAGGAAAAUAAAAAACAAAGACCACGCCUGAAAACAAUCCAGUGAUGCAUUAGUUUUGAAGAAAAGCCUCGAUCGAACUUCAACCACAACGACCAAACUAAGCAACCAAAGAAAUUUAAAAACAGCUACUCCGCCUGACGCAACCGACCAUCAACAUUAACGGCAAAGACGAUUUGUGAUCUGAGACAAGAAGUUUGUGCCUACUCAACAGCUUUGACAAAGCACACGUCCCAACGCUGCUCCAAGCCCUUCUUAUCCUCCCUGCACUUCCACUCCACUGGGGUGCGGAGUGGGCUGCUGUCUACUAGUUUAACUUUCUUUCUUUUCCUGUUAUUUUGCGCUGUUCAUCUUGUCCCAACCAGUGUUCUCACUCCUGCAUUUGCCUUGUUUCUUUAUUUCUUUUGUCCCCUGUUGUUUUUUUAAUUUAUUUUUUUGGAAGCUUUUUUUUUUUUUUUUUUUAAAUAGAACGUGUUCCAGCCAACUGAAGAAAACAAAAGCAUACGUGUGCUAAAGAGCAGUUUAAAUCUUUGGCUCAGUGUUAAUUGUGACGUCAAAACACCAGAUCAAGCCAUCUAAGCAAGAUGAGUUUCGACCCAAGCCUACUGCAUAGCAAUGGCUUUGCUAACGGCACUGGAGUGGGCCUCCGGGAGACUGGUGUGGUGGAGAAGUUGCUCAGCUCCUAUGGUUUUAUCCAAUGCUCAGAGAGACAGGCUCGCCUGUUCUUCCAUUGCUCCCAGUACAGUGGCAACCUGCAAGAGCUCAAGAUCGGAGAUGAUGUGGAGUUUGAGGUGUCUUCUGACAAGCGCACUGGCAAACCUAUUGCUGUGAAGCUGGUAAAGAUCAAGGCCGAAGUCCUGCCCGAAGAACGAAUCUCUGGGCAGGUGGGACCAGACUUGCACGCCUCUCCCUUUACUAUGCUGCAUGGUUAUAUACAUCCAGUUGUCUCAGCCAUCCCCAACCACCUGGAUGGAAGGUCUGCUCCUGGUCAGGUCCCCACUGGCAGUGUGUGCUACGAGAGAAAUGGGGAAGUGUUCUAUCUCACUUACACCCCUGAUGAUGUGGAGGGCAACCAACAACUGGAAACAGGAGAUAAAGUCAGCUUCUACAUGGAGACUAACAAGCAUACUGGAGCAGUGAGUGCCCAUAACAUUGUGUUAGUUAAGAAGAAGCCGAUGAGGUGCCAGGGUGUGGUGUGUGCCACUAAGGAUGCAUUCGGAUUUAUUGAGCGAGCAGACGUGGUGAAAGAGAUUUUCUUUCACUACAGUGAGUUCAAAGGUGACCUGGAGGCACUGCAGGCUGGAGAUGAUGUGGAGUUUUCCAUUAAGGAUCGAAAUGGGAAAGAAGUUGCUACAGAUGUUCGUGUACUCCCCCCAGGCACGGUUAUAUUUGAGGAUAUCAGUAUUGAACAGUUUGAGGGCACAGUCACCAAGGUUAUUCCUAAAGUUCCCACCAAGAAUCAGAACGAUCCGUUACCUGGACGGAUUUGUGCAAGGAUUAAUUUCAGCCAGAAGGAACUUCUGUUUGGGGAGAAAGACACCAAGUCCAAAGUGACGCUUCUGGAAGGAGACCAUGUCCAGUUCAACAUUUCCACUGACCGUCGAGACAAGCUUGAGCGAGCUACAAACAUCGAUAUACUGCCAGACACCUUCCAUUUUACUAAGGAGUCUCGUGAAAUGGGUGUGAUCGCUGCAAUGCGUGAUGGAUUUGGCUUCAUUAAGUGUGUGGACCGUGAUGCCCGAAUGUUCUUCCACUUCAGUGAGGUUUUGGAAGAAAGCCCACUACACAUUUCAGACGAAGUGGAGUUUACUGUUGUCCCUGACAUGCUGUCAGCUCAGAGGAACCAUGCAGUGCGGAUCAAGAAGCUGCCCAAGGGCACUGUGUCUUUCCACACACAGUCUGAACAGCAUUUCCUAGGUGUUGUGGAGAAGGAGGCCACAGCUGCCUCCAAUGGCAAGACCAGUGCCAGCCCCAACAAGGGUAAAGAGAAGGAAGCAGAGGAAGGCGUGAUUGUGUAUGAAGACUGUGGAGUGAAGCUGACUGUACCCUAUCAUAUCAAAGACCUAGAGGGUGGAGUUCUCCCUCAGCUUGGAGACAAGGUGGAGUUUGCGAUCAGCGAAGUAAAGCGUACUGGCCAGCAGAGCGCUGUCUCCAUCAAGAUCUUAAACCGCACCACGAACACCAAGAGGCUCCUGGGCUACAUAGCAACACUUAAGGACAACUUUGGCUUUAUUGAAACUGCCAACCAUGACCAGGAGAUCUUCUUUCACUUCAGUGAGAUGUGUGGUAGCAUGGACAACCUUGACCUGGGAGAUACGGUCGAAUACACUCUGUCUAAGGGCAAAGGGAACAAAGUCAGUGCUGAGAAGGUCACCAGAGUCCCAUACGUGAAUGGGCUGGGAGAGGACAUUGGAAGUACUGUGUUUUCGGGGAAGGUGGUCCGGCCCCUGCGUAGUGUGGAUCCCUCUCAGACUGAAUACCAAGGACUUAUUGAGGUAACAGAAGAAGGCUCCAGUAAAGGCCAGAAUUACCCAUUUGGAAUAGUUAGCAUGACCAGUAAACGGGAUUGCCUGCAGAAAGGGGAGAUGGUGAAGUUUCAGCUCUGUACGGUGCCUCAAACAGGACAGAGGAUGGCGUGCAAUGUCGUUCCACAGCGUAGAGCUUUGGUGGAAUGCGUUAAAGACCAGUUUGGUUUCAUCACAUAUGAGGUAGGCGAGAGUAAGAAGCUGUUCUUCCACAUGAAAGAGGUGCAGGACGGCUUGGAGCUCCAGGCUGGAGAUGAGGUGGAGUUCUCGGUUAUCCUGAACCAGCGCACAGGGAAGUGCAGUGCCUGCAAUGUCCGCAGAGUCAGUGAGGGUCCUAAAGCAGUGGCAACACCUCGGCCUGACCGCCUGGUGAACCGCCUGAAGAGCAUCACCCUGGACGAUGCCAGCGCCCCACGUCUGGUGAUCAUUCGACAACCACGGGGCCCUGAUAAUUCAAAGGGCUUUAAUGUGGAGAGGAAACCUCGCCAGGCCGGCGUGAUUGACUGAUCUACUAUUUGCUGCUCCUCCCUCUCCACAUUGACAACACCUCAGAGAAAAGAAGCAAUCAAGACUAAAGGACAGGGAAGGGAUUUGCACUGUUCUAAACAUCAAGAAGACACAUGAAGCUGCCGCCCCCCCCCCCCCCCCCCCCCCCCCCCCCCCCCACACACACACCCUUUCACCCUGCCCCAAAAUCCCUUCCAAAAGAAUGAAUCAUCUGACCUUUCAUAUUAGUGUGGCUUUUGUGCAUUUGUCAUCAAAGACAGUUCCUUGGUUGUUUUGCGUGUCUGUGUGCAUUCUGUGUGGGUUUAUCGCGAGUAUUUUUUGAAAAGUAUGUUGACAGUGUUGGAGAAAAAUGGGAUUUGGUGGUUCUGCCACCUGAUGGGUGUUUUUUCCAUCUCGACUCAAAAUGAAAUUGUGUGGAAUUCUGCGCCUCCCCAUCCCAAUUCCUAUUUUUCCCCCUCUAUCUUCUGAAAAGUUUCUUACAAUUUUUGGACAUUCGUUUAUUUGUUCCUGUCACUUGGUACCCACUCACCAUGUUGAGCAACUUCCAAAUCGUCCGAGUUUAUUUUGAUCACCUUCUCUGUUUGUUUGAAUAUCUGUGCUUGGUUUCACACCCUCCUUCCAUGUUUUCUUCUGCUUUCAGGUGCAGAAUUCCUAAUAGCUUCUCAUGUUUUGCAGUUCGUUUUUUUUUUUUUUUUCUUCAUUGCACAUUUUUAAUUUUUUUUUUUUAAAUUCAAUUUAAUAUGCUUCUAACAAGUAAAAGAAAAGUAAGAUUAAGGUGCCUAAAGACUCUCAAUAAAACAACAAAACGAUCCCAGUCACACAAGAGGUACACUUUUUAUUCCCAGACAAUUGCCAAAAUAUACGAACAAUCUUAGGGUGGCUUUCUCUUCUCUUCUCUCCCCCCCCCCCCCCAAACCCCCCUCCAAGUAGAUUUAAUACUGAUCUGCACCCCCAAGACCUGUGGAUAAAGUAUACUAUAUGUAAUGUGUGCUAUUUAGUUAGUGGGAGGUUUAAAAAAAAAAAAUUUAAAAAAAAAAGUCUGCAUAACCUGUGAGAUAAAAACAGGAAACAAUACAAAAGGUUCCAUUCAAAAUCUAUAAGAUCAGGAUUUAAUGUAGAGACUAUUUGCUGUGCUCCUUACUGAAAAUCAAAACAUAACUGUUAAGAAUUCUUUUCUUUUUUUUCCCUGGAGAGCAGUGGGUUACUGCGGAGCCACUGGUUCUCCUCUAUACUUUUGUUAAUGGUCUUGAAUGAAACAACUGAAAUAAAUGUUUUAUGAAAACA
Neoarius graeffei (lesser salmon catfish) is the source of this 4481-nucleotide messenger RNA. RefSeq names its product cold shock domain containing E1, RNA-binding (gene csde1). NCBI's taxonomy places the organism in Eukaryota, Metazoa, Chordata, Actinopteri, Siluriformes, Ariidae. The coding region runs from base 750 to 3197 and encodes 815 amino acids. Gene Ontology annotation, molecular function: nucleic acid binding. The transcript has 20 exons. The record is from RefSeq and is a predicted model, not a curated record.